AUGCCCCUCCCCCCGCUCCACUCCCUGCCCCUCAAUCCCACCACCGGCCAGCAGCCCCACCCCUCCCUCACCACCCGCAACUCUGGCCACCCGCCACCCGCAGGCACUUCGACAGGAGGCGUCAGCAGGGAGACUUUGAAGGCGCUUCAUGAUGUGUAUUGGAGUGACGAUGAGGAUGAUCCCGACUGUCUUCUCUGUGCAGAGCCUCUGGAUCUGUCUGAUCUGAAUUUCAAACCAUGUCAAUGUGGUCUACAGAUCUGCCAGUUCUGCUACAACAAGCUCCUGUCCUCGGAUGCUCGAUGUCCAGGGUGUCGACGGACGUACGAUACCAAAGCCGUCGUCUUUCAACCUGUCGACUGGGAAGAAGUCAAAAAGGCAAAGGAAAAGAAGGCAAAAAAGGCAAAGACGAUAAAGCAGUUGACGGGUACCGGCCGUCGGCAUCUCUUGGGUGUUCGCAUCGUCAUGAAAAACACCGCCUACGUGAUAGGGAUGAAAAUUCCGAGUCCAGGCGAUGAAGCCCUCUCAAUUCUUCGCUCCAACGACUACUUUGGACAAUACGGCAAAAUCUCUAAACUCUACCUCGCCGACUCAAAAGCCGUCUCUACCGCCGUCCCUUCGAUCGGCGACGAUUCGUUCGCCCCUGGCAUCUACAUUGUCUUUGUGAGGAGGGAGGAUGCAGCGAGGUGUAUCAGCUCGUUGGAUGGAAUUCCAGCGCCUCAGGGGCCGCCUGGAGCGACUCUGAAGGCGACUUAUGGAACCACUAGAUAUUGCGAGGCUUUCCUGAAGGGAAUGAAGUGUGACAACUCUGGGUGCCAUAGCUUGCACGAGUGGGGAGGAGAGAGCGACUGUUUCACCAAGGAAGAUCUGGAGACUGCUUUCACUCGCCCGACCGAGUACGAUGCCAGGCAAAAGCAAGCUUCUCAAUCAACACCCUCGCAGAGCGUCCCUUCGUUGAUGUCAAAGGUCGCUUGGCCAAAGCCCUCGGGCGACGACAGUCAAUCUCUGUCUUCGGCUGCCACAGGUCUUCCGAGUGCUGCAAGCUGGGGCAAGGGCAUCGGUGCCAAGAUUCCCAGCCGCGUUGGCCCCCCUGGCCCCGGUGCUAUCUCCCGACCCACCAAGAUUAGCAACGUCUUACCCAUCAAGAACAAUGCCGCUUUCCCACUUCCCACCCCUUCGCCCACAAUCCCCAUCAUCAUCAAGGAGAAAAAGGAGAAAAAGUCAUCAGCCAUGGCGAGGGCGAGAAGCACGGAUUCUUCGGCACCUGGAAGUGCUCAGACCUCACCAAAGCGAAAGGUGCCGGCUUUGACGUCGUCCAAACCCACGGCGGUGUCGAUUCCUGCUCCCACUUCGUCCAAGUCGCCUCCCGCGCCUGUACCUGUAUCUGCUGUUCCCCCGGCUCGAGAAUCUUCACCAGUCUUUGCGCCCGAAUCGCCCGAGGGCUAUGCCGACGAACACAUGUCAGGUGACUCUGACGCGGAACCUUCCUCCGAUUCCCCAGCCCCCCAAACCCCCUCUCGAAUGGCCGACUCGAUCCCUCCUCAGCCCUUGUCCGACGAACCCUUCAUUAUCCACUCCCCCUACCCGGAACCCAUCAUCUUUACCUUCCCCGCCCACGACAAGGACUUUGCGUUUGUGCUUGGGCUGGACGAUGAAGAGUUGCAGAGGGUCCAGGCGCAGGCGGAGGGCUAUGAGCCUAGUCCGUUCAGCAAGACUCUGGAGGGGCUAGCAGAGCUGGGAGUGCACGCACCCGAAGUGCCCGAACUGUUUACGCCUCUGUCUCCUCGGCUGGAUCAUUACUCUGGGUUCUUUAGGCCAUUCGAGGCUGACGAGAAUUCCCCGGCGCUUUCUGACAACACGCCGGGUCCUUCAGAACAGUUGACAGACGACCACAAUGCUCAGCGUACCGAGUCGAGGUUUGGCUUUGCCAGGGCCACCGGUGGUAGUACCCGAACGCAAAGUCCUUUCCGUCGAGGCAUGUCUGACGCGAAUAUGCGCGAUGGGUGGUAUCGCAACGAGCAGCAGCAACAGCAGCAGCAGCCCGAAGCGAAUAGCCACAUAUCAUCGCUUGCUGCGCAGCUGGCUGGCUUUGGCGGGUCGUAUGACUCUGCUUCGGGAGCGUCUGUCUCUGGCGUGACUGAUAGCGCGUGGACCAACGACUCGGCAUAUGCUCCGUCACCUGCUUUGCAGCAGAGAGGGCAACAGCAGACUCAGCAGCAACAGUAUGAUGUGCGAUCCAACGGGAGAUUUGAGCAACCAUUGCUGCCGGGGCAGUUUAUGCAGAAGGGUAUGAGGGAUAGAGAGGAAUUUGACAACUCUCUGCUGGCGAUGCUGCAAUACGGCAACAGCAACCAACAACAACAUCAACCUAUCUACACUCACCAGAACCAACAGUCUCAACAACGGGCCAUGUUUUCUCCCGAGUCUGCUUCCCACUCUAUGCAUGAAGAGCAAGGAGGUCCGUUCUCGCCACUGGCCUACACCCAGAUGCAGCAAGCGCAACAGCCUCAGAUCCACCCAGAUGCUAGGCAGUUGAUGCAUAUGCAUCAGAGGAGGGGCCAGUCGCCUGCGCCUUUAGGUGCCCAUGGCUAUCGUCGAUUCUGA
Molecule: messenger RNA, 2601 nt
Organism: Cryptococcus wingfieldii CBS 7118
Lineage: Eukaryota; Fungi; Basidiomycota; Tremellomycetes; Tremellales; Cryptococcaceae
Product: CCR4-NOT transcription complex subunit 4
Exons: 7
Coding region: 1-2601 (866 amino acids)
Biological process (GO): protein ubiquitination
Cellular component (GO): CCR4-NOT complex
Molecular function (GO): ubiquitin-protein transferase activity
Source: RefSeq, a predicted model, not a curated record